Molecule: messenger RNA, 606 nt
Organism: Aspergillus calidoustus
Lineage: Eukaryota; Fungi; Ascomycota; Eurotiomycetes; Eurotiales; Aspergillaceae
Source: the annotation of a GenBank genome assembly
AUGAACCCUGAAUACGACUACCUCUUUAAACUUCUCCUUAUUGGAGAUUCCGGUGUUGGAAAGUCCUGUUUGCUCCUUCGGUUCGCGGACGACACCUACACGGAAAGCUACAUUUCCACCAUCGGCGUGGAUUUUAAAAUCCGCACCAUCGAACUUGAUGGCAAGACGGUGAAGCUUCAGAUUUGGGAUACCGCAGGUCAAGAGCGCUUCCGUACCAUCACAUCGUCUUAUUACCGCGGUGCCCAUGGCAUCUGUGUUGUAUACGAUGUUACGGACAUGGAUUCCUUCAACAACGUGAAGCAGUGGCUCCAAGAAAUCGAUCGUUAUGCGACUGAGGGCGUCAACAAGUUGCUCGUGGGUAACAAGAGCGAUAUGGAAGACAAGAAGGUCGUGGAAUACACCGUUGCAAAGGAAUUCGCCGAUAGCCUUGGAAUCCCGUUCUUGGAAACCUCUGCCAAGAACGCUUCCAACGUCGAGCAGGCUUUCUUGACAAUGGCCAGACAGAUCAAGGAGCGCAUGGGCACCGCGACCGUAAACAACAAGCCAACUGUGCAAGUCGGCCAAGGCCAGGGUGUCCAGUCUGGAUCUGCUGGCGGCUGCUGUUAG